Molecule: messenger RNA, 654 nt
Organism: Cordyceps militaris CM01
Lineage: Eukaryota; Fungi; Ascomycota; Sordariomycetes; Hypocreales; Cordycipitaceae
Product: Transmembrane adaptor Erv26
Exons: 2
Coding region: 1-654 (217 amino acids)
Biological process (GO): endoplasmic reticulum to Golgi vesicle-mediated transport
Cellular component (GO): endoplasmic reticulum membrane; Golgi membrane; COPII-coated ER to Golgi transport vesicle
Molecular function (GO): COPII receptor activity
Source: RefSeq, a predicted model, not a curated record
AUGUGGAUUCUUCCCCUAAUCGGCUACGCCGGCGCCAUUGUCGGCUUUGGCUUCCUCACGCUCGCCAUCGCCUCGGGCCUGUACUACCUCUCCGAGCUGGUCGAGGAGCAUACCGUCAUCGCCAAGCGCCUCCUCACGCGCACCAUCUACACCAUUGUCGGUGUCCAGGUCGUGUUGUGUCUUGUCGAUGGCUUCCCCAUCUGGGCCACGCUACUCGGCGUCGUCUCGCACAUUGUCUACCUGGGUAACAUGCGCCGCUUCCCAUUCGUGAAGCUGUCAGAUCCUCUCUUCAUUCUGUCCUGUGUCCUCGUCCUCGUCGACCACUACGUAUGGUUCCGCCACUUUUCCGACACGCAAACCUCGUCGUACCAACGCGCCUCGUACUAUGACGAUGUCGAGGUCCCGAGCUUCACCAUGAUUGCCUCGUACUUUGGCCUCUGCGUCUGGCUCGUCCCGUUUGCGCUUUUUGUCAGUCUUUCGGCUGGCGACAACGUCCUCCCUACCAUGGGAACCGAACCCGCGCACGACGGUAGUGGCAGCAGCGGCUACACCGGCAAGGCGAACAAGCCCCAGGGCAUGAUCAAAGCCGUGGUGGACUGGGUGCGCGAUACGAUUGGUGAGCUGGUGGGGGCGCGCAAGAAGAGCCGAUUCUAG